AUGCCUGACUUGCGGAACUUAGAUGGUGCCGUUAUUGAUGAUAGCGUGAUCCCGUUUACCGGUGCGCAUACCAACUAUGUGGAACCACCUCUUAAUGUGGAUAACGCAAUAACUGGGUCACAGUCUUCAAUACAAAGUAGUAUGUCAAAUAUAAAUACGACACAAAUUAAUUUUUCACCUAUUUUUUCCACAAAUGUUGCUGCGACUACAACGAUCACAUCUGCUCAAUAUUCAUCGCAUGGUUUAUAUCGAAUUUCGUCACAUUCUUCGCUGCCUUUUGGGUCCGGAGGCGUGGACAUGGCUAUGAAUCAACCAACAGCAUAUGCGGGCUUGCCUAAGGAACAUAACCACGUGGGGCUCUAUAACAAACCGCCUUCAGUUGUAGGUGAACCCCAAAUGAACUCUACAUUUGCUCAUUCAUCCGCUUGCGUGUUUGGUCAGAGCCAGCACGUACCAAUGAGUUCAGUUUAUACGUCCACUUAUGGAGGAAGCGUCUUUCAAAACGCGCAACUACCUCGCGUCACAUCUUUGGUUAAUGGAGAUGGGUGCAGUGCUGCCGCACAAUAUAACCCCUUCUCUCCUGCACGCAACUAUUUCGGGCAACCACAGGGAGGUUUUGCGCCCGUCAACGAUAGUACAUGGAGGCAGGUUCAGAAUAGUUCAGACGUGAGUUUAAACCCAUCACAUAUAGCGUCUAGACAGGCGAUAAGCAAAGAUUUGCCACCUUUCUCCGGGAGGCCAGAAGAAUGGCCAUUGUUUAUAACAAACUAUGAACAAUCAACAGAACGCUGCGGGUUUUCUGAACAAGAAAACUUAAUACGAUUACAAAAAUCACUGCGCGGUGCCGCUCUUGAAGCUGUUCGAGGAAAAUUGAUGAUGCCAUCUACAGUUCAUCUAGCCAUCGAAACUCUUCGUAUGCUUUUCGGGAGGCCAGACGUUAUACAUAACACCCUACAACGGAAAUUGAGACAGAUGCCAGCAGUGAGGACCGAUCGACUGAAUACCCUUAUCGAUCUCGCGUUGGGUGUACAAAAUUAUAGAGCAACCAUGCAAGCAUUAGGUCUGAACGACUAUCUCAACGACCCUAUGCUAAUCAAUGAGUUGCUGAGUAAACUUCCUGGAGAUAUGAAAUUAGACUGGGGUCGUCGUCGAAUGACCAUCUCAAGGGUAGAUGUCGUGGCCUUUGAUGAAUGGUUAUUUGCGCUGGCUUCAUGUGCAAGCCAGGUAACGCCACUUAAUGAAACCAACGGUAACGCUGCGGAAGAAAAGGUGUUAGGAAAGAGCAAUAGGCAAAGAGUUUUCGUGCACGACGAAAUCCCAAAGGAGCUUAGCCCCACCAAAACGCGUAAUGAGGAAACUAAACAUUCCAUAGCUUGUUCUCUGUGCGGCAAAGAGCACAAUCUUGCCGAUUGUCCAAACUUCCUAGCAAAGAGCCGAAAUGACCGUUGGCAGUUAAUCAAGGACAAAAGGCUAUGCAUUCGAUGCUUUAAGUCCCACAUGGUUAGACGCUGCACCUCUAAGCAAGUUUGCGGGGUAGAUGGAUGUAGAAUGGUGCACAACCCACUACUACAUAGCCAAAAUGCUGCAGCUAAGACUAAUCGGGUAAAUACAAUCCUAGUUCAUCAACGUAAGUUUAGAAGAGCCAUUUUUCGUUACAUUCCGGUAAUAUUGUAUGGUCCUAAAGCCACGGUGGAGAUAUUUGCGUUAAUUGAUGAGGGAGCAUCAUGCACGUUGAUGGACAGUAAAUUGGCUGAGCAGCUAGGUCUCGAUGGCCCUGGUGAAGACUUGUGCUUGAGAUGGACGGGCGACAUAACACAGCAGGAGGUAAACUCAAAGGUUUUAAACUGUGAAAUAUCUGCAAGAGAGAAAAAUUCUAGGCGAUAUCGUAUGCACAAUAUUCGAACAAUCACUGACCUUGAGUUACCGCAACAAACUCUCAACGCAGACACUUUAAAUGAGCACAAACACCUGAAGUCAUUGCCUAUUCUACCAUACACCGACUGCAAAGCGCGAUUAUUAAUAGGAUUGGACAACACGGCUAAACUUUGCGUACCUGUGGAGGUGAGUCAAGCUGAAGGUGAUGAUCUAAUAGCUGCGCGUUGUAAAAUAGGUUGGUCAGUAUAUGGUCAGGAUAAGUCGGCAUAUCAGCCAGACGAAAAUCUGCUCCACGUUUGCACCUGUACUAAAUAUGAUCAGCUUGAUAACUUAAUGAAAGCCUAUUUCUCUAUCGAUUCGGUGGGUAUCAAUCCUGUUCUCAAACCCCUUAGAUCAAGGGCAGACGAGCGUGCUUACCACAUAAUGGAGAAAACAGUUUUGUAUGAUGCCAGUGUUAAGAAAUGGGAAACGGGUCUCUUGUGGAAAUAUGACCACAUUGACUCCUAUCGAAUGGCAUAUAAUCGUCUCCAAUGUCUGGAAAAGAAGAUGGAAAAGAGCCCCGAUCUGAAGCAAUAUCUUGUUGGGAAGUUAAAUGACUAUCUCGAAAAGGGUUACAUAAGAAAACUAAAAGUCGAGGAAAUAUCGAAAGGAGGCAGAUCUUGGUUUAUUCCAAUAUUCACAAUUGAGAACGUUAACAAAAAUAAAUUGAGAAUCGUGUGGGAUGCAGCAGCUAAGGUGAGUGGCACCAGUCUGAACGACGUAUUAUUGAAAGGACCCGAUCUUCUAAGAUCGUUGGUAGGUGUCCUAUUGAGAUUUCGUGAACGACCAGUGGCCAUCUGUGGAGAUAUUCGUGAAAUGUUUCACCAAAUUAGGGUGAGAGCGGAAGAUCAGGUAGCACAGCAGUUCCUGUGGCGAAACGGCGAUAGUAGCAGACAUCCCGAUGUAUUCGCUAUGACCGUUAUGACGUUUGGGGCAUCGUGUUCCCCAUCUUUGGCAAACUACAUAAAAGAUAAGAACGCUCUACGUUUCCAGAAGACACUACCAAAUGCUGUGGCAACAAUUGUCGAAAAUACGUUUGUGGACGAUUGGUUGCAUAGUAUGGAUGAUGAGGAAGAAAUGAUUCGACUAGCUACUGACGUCCGCUUCAUCCAUUGUGAAGGUGGGUUCGAGAUGCGAAACUGGUUGUCGAAUUCUCAACGAGUUCUGCAAGCGCUCUCAAGUAAGCAUGAACCCGCGAAUAAAUGCUUCAUAGAGCCAGGAUCAGAACUUCAAAAGGUUCUUGGUAUGUGGUGGUUACCAACCAGUGACGAACUAACCUUUGUUCACAGGUUCAAACCGGAUAUCUUCAAUGAAUCCACUUUUCCAACGAAACGACAAAUGCUUCGAGUAAUGAUGACUAUAUUCGACCCUUUGGGUCUGUUGGGGUUUAUUGUAAUUAAAGCAAAUAUGAUAUUACAAGAUGUGUGGCGAUCGGGCGUAACUUGGGAUGAGCCUGUACAUGAUAAAGAACGUUCCGCUUGGUGGCAGUGGCUGCGAAAGCUACGCUGUAUUGAUAAAAUCCGUAUUCCAAGGUGCUACACUUUCGCAAAUCGCAGCAGCGAUAACCAACUUCAUAUCUUCGUUGAUGCUAGCAUAUCAGCAUAUGCUGCUGUGGCCUUUCUUCGUUCAAGUAUGGGCGACAAAGUUCAUUGCUGUCUCGUUGCCUCCAAGACACGAGUUGCUCCGUUGAAGCCACUCUCAGUGCCGAGACUUGAGUUGAUGGCAGCCAUCUUAGGACUUCGUCUAGCUAAGUUCAUAAGAAAGGAACUCUCCAUACAAAUUAACCGCCGGAUCUUCUGGUGCGAUUCGAAGGAUGUCCUAUAUUGGAUUAGGUCUGAUGCCAGAAAAUUCAAUCAGUUUGUAGCUGUGCGAAUUGGCGAAAUUCUAGAGGAUUCACAAAUCAACGAGUGGCGGUGGGUACCAACGAAGGAUAACGUAGCUGACGAUGGUACAAAAUGGUACAAUAAUAUGGAAUUAAACAGCUCUGGGAAAUGGUUUACGGGCCCUGAAUUCCUAAGUCUAUCAGAAACUUUCUAG
This is a messenger RNA of Bactrocera dorsalis (oriental fruit fly), 3951 nucleotides long. RefSeq lists its product as uncharacterized. The transcript has a single exon. The record is from RefSeq and is a predicted model, not a curated record. NCBI's taxonomy places the organism in Eukaryota, Metazoa, Arthropoda, Insecta, Diptera, Tephritidae. The coding region runs from base 1 to 3951 and encodes 1316 amino acids.